AUGUUUGGUUCCUUGUUUAAAAUAAAGAGUAAAAUAUGGUAUCUCAGAUAUUUUCCAAACAAAUACCAACAUUUAGAUAGAUGGGCAUUUAUAAAUCCUUUUUUUUUUUUCUCUUGGAUUUAUUUUUUGACGUAUAAAAUUAUUUUUAAAAUCCACUGUUAUUCAUUUUCUUCCUCGUUUCUUUUUUCUUCUUCCUUGCUUCCAGCUGUUUCCUUUUUCCUUCUUGUUUCAUUUAACGCGCAUCUUCGUCUUUUCUUCUCUUUUCAUUCACUCUCGUUUCACUCUCGUUUCAUUCUCGUUACUCUUUCUUGUUCCCUUCAUUCUGCUUCUUUCAUGUUUACUACUUCCUGUUUCUUUCAUUUCUUACGUCUCCGCUCCUCUUUGUUUUAUUUUUUCUUCCCCCAGCUCCUUCCUAUUUCCUCUAUUUCUUUUUUUUCUUCUUCUUUCCUUUUUCCUUCUUUUUCUUGCUUCCUUCUUCUUUCCUUCACCCUGCUAUUUAUUGUUUCCUUCUUUCUAUUUCUUUCUUGCCUCCUUCUUUCUGCUAUUUCUUUAUUUUCCUUUCAUUUUUUCCCCCUACUGCCUUCUCGUCUUUCUUUCUUUCUUCCUUCUUCUUGCUUACUUUUUACUUCCUUUCCAAUCGCGCGCUUCAUUUUUUUGCCGCCAUUUUGUUUAUUCUUCUCUUCCUUUUUCUUUCUACGUCUCGCUUUAUCAUUCUUGUUUUUAUCAUCUAUCUUCAAACUUAUUUGCUUGCUCUCUUUUUUUUUAGCGUCUUUCGCCAUAAGUAUAUUUUUGCAAAUAACAACAUCAGACAUUCGCCUUCACUACUGCUACCUACCUAUCUAUCUAUCUAUCUAUCUAUCUAUCUAUCUAUCUAUCUAUCUGUCGUCGUUGUCGGAACUUAUUUCAGAGAACUGGGGUGCUCAUUGA
Messenger RNA from Acanthosepion pharaonis, 927 nucleotides. NCBI's taxonomy places the organism in Eukaryota, Metazoa, Mollusca, Cephalopoda, Sepiida, Sepiidae. The record is from the annotation of a GenBank genome assembly.